AUGGAAAAGGAGGAUGAAAGAAAGGAAGUAAGGUUGCACAUAGGGCAUAUCUCUAAACUGUUGGCUGCCCAAGUUCUGAAAUUGGAGACGAGACUUGGUAAGUUUGGUGAAAUAUCGAAAGGUUUGGAGCUACAUACCAAACCAAUUGAAGAUCACUUUUUUGGAUUUAUUACUUUGAAAAUAAAUACAAAAGAACUAGAGAAAAUACGAUCAGCUUUCAACGGAAUACAGUAUAUGGGGCUGAGGCUUACCUUGGAUAUUUCGAGGCCUCUGUUGCAGCAUAGUGUGUUGAAUGACUACCAGAGAUGCAAGCAGCGCACGUUAGAAAUUGAAAAGUCUAAAAUUAAUGAAACUAGAAAUAAAAGGAUAAAGGAAAGUGAUUCAAACUAUCAUCAAAACAGUAUCACGGGAAGCUUAAUAACUUCGAGUUAUCUAGCUCCCAAUGAAACUUCUUUGGGUUACUCGAAAUCUGCUCAUACAUACAACAGUCAAUCUGCAUCUACUAAAAGCAGCAACCCCCCCUCGCAUUCUCUAAAAGGCAUGAAUUCCUAUGGGACUUGGACGAAGCCUAAGCGUAGUUCUUUUGCUCAGCAGUAUUCUAAUCUCUCAGGAAGAGCAGAACUAAUAGCAGGGAGACAUCGAAGAACUUGCCGCAGUGAUCUACAUUUGAGGAAACACCAGACUUUAAGGAUUUUAAUAAACGGCGAACUAAAAGAAGUGAGGUGUUAUAAGACCAAGUUGUGGGGCGUAGAAAAGAACAAAUCGGUGAAUGACCUCACUUGGCAGUUUGAGAAGGGUGAGUGGAAAAGUGGUAAUAACCAUAUUAUUGAGAGAGCCAAAACACAGAACCCUUCUAGCCAAUUGAGCUAUCAUGAAAACGAUUCUCUUUCUGAAGACGAAGGUGAUCCCGAUGAGGAAAUGAAGAAAAAUAAAUCAAUUUUGGCUUCCAUGUUUAGAGACAAUAAAUUCGACUUACCAGCAGAGAUCGAUGAUACUAGUAAUGAGGUUGAAUUGAAUGUCAAAGGAAAGACGCAAGCGAUGAGAUAUGACUUUGAAGAUGAAUUUCAUUUUCAUGAUUCAGAUUCGAACGAUGAUUCGACCAAAGGUGAUGAAGAUGGUGAGGAUGUUAAAGGCGAAAAUCUUCUUGAUGAUUAUCUAAAAAAUGCGCCACCUCCUGUUCAAGACAUAUACUAUGAUGAAAAUGAUGAAGGUAAUGAUUUAGAAAUGAGCCCUCCUCCUAGUGCUGGAAAUAAAAUUGCCAGCCUGCCAGAAAUGAACUCAGAGUUGGGCUCCUCAAAUGAAAACGCUUCAAAAAGUGAUGCAGCCCCGUCGAAUACAGAAGCUUUGAGAUCUUUGUUUAAUGCCGCUGAUACUGCUCAAAGCGCUGGAGGCUUCAAGCUUUCCCUCUCUGAUAACGAUGACGAUAUUGAUAAUGAGCAAUCUCCCGAUUUAGAAGAACAGAAAUUGGUUAUUGAAGAGAUUCAAUCCAAAAAAGCUAAAGAAGAGGUUCUCGACCAGACAUCUAAGAAUCAUGAAUUGUUCUGGCCGCAUUUCAAGUCACCUUUCCUUUCUUCCCAGUCAAGGCUACAGCUUUUUGGAAACGCCACUGAUAAAAUACUUCUUCCUGGUGAGAAUGAAAACGAUAAGGCUAAAAUUGGUAUCAAUGAAGACGAAGCCCCCUACGAGAAAUGGUUUUGGAGCAUGAGAGGAGAAAUUACCAGAGAAUGUAAAAGACGUAAAAGAGACUUAUCAAGACUCAAUAGGAAAAAGCUGAAGCACAUUUUAUUACUGUAA
Molecule: messenger RNA, 1794 nt
Organism: Priceomyces carsonii
Lineage: Eukaryota; Fungi; Ascomycota; Pichiomycetes; Serinales; Debaryomycetaceae
Gene: NOP8
Product: Nop8p
Exons: 1
Coding region: 1-1794 (597 amino acids)
Source: RefSeq, a predicted model, not a curated record